Messenger RNA from Trichoderma gamsii, 3576 nucleotides. RefSeq lists its product as hypothetical. Lineage: Eukaryota; Fungi; Ascomycota; Sordariomycetes; Hypocreales; Hypocreaceae. Gene Ontology annotation, biological process: nucleoside metabolic process. The transcript is spliced from 2 exons. The record is from RefSeq and is a predicted model, not a curated record. Gene Ontology annotation, molecular function: catalytic activity; protein binding. The coding region runs from base 1 to 3576 and encodes 1191 amino acids.
AUGUCUCGGCCUGAAGACUACACGGUCGGCUGGAUAUGCGCGAUAAAAGUCGAAUACGUUGCCGCGCAAGAAUUCCUCGACGAAGAGCAUGAGGCACCGGCAUCUGUGUCUCAGCACGACAGCAACAGUUAUACCUUGGGCAGGAUUGGGAAACACAACGUUGUCAUCGCCACUUUGCCUUUUGGAGAAUAUGGUACGACCUCGGCCGCAACCGUUGCUAGAGAUAUGGUACACUCUUUCCCAAACAUUCGAAUCGGGCUGAUGGUGGGCAUCGGUGGCGGUGCUCCAAGCGAAAAUCACGAUAUCCGUCUUGGCGAUAUCGUAGUCAGCACUCCAAGCAAUGGCAACAGCGGACUCUUCCAAUACGACUUUGGUAAAAAUAUUCAGGGCCAACCGUAUCAAACAACUGGGGUUUUGAAUCGACCACCAACUGCAUUGUUGACUGCACUGGCUGGGCUUCAAAGUCGGUACGAGAGAAAUGGCCAUAAGCUUGAGGAGGCUGUUCACGGCAUACUCGAGAACAACAAGCGACUACAGCGGCAGUAUAAGAGGCCUAUGUCGAGCACUGACAGGUUGUAUCGGUCAGAAGUCGUUCACCCUGAUUCUAAACAGAGCUGUGUGGCUGCCUGUGAUCCAUCGGGCUUGAUUGCACGAGAGGAAAGAGCUGAAGAUGAGGACAAUCCCGCGAUCCAUUACGGUCUAAUUGCGUCGGCAAAUCAGCUGAUGAAAAAUGCCUUACAUCGAGAUAGCCUUGCCGCAGAAAAAGAUGUACUGUGUUUUGAGAUGGAGGCAGCCGGGCUGAUGAACCAUUUCCCCUGCCUUAUCAUCCGCGGAAUCUGUGAUUACUCAGAUUCACACAAGAAUAAAGAGUGGCAAGGUUACGCAGCAAUGAUUGCCGCAGCGUACGCAAAAGAUCUUCUCUAUCAAAUACCAUUACAUACGGUCCAAGCUGAGAAGAAGUUAAGCGAUAUCCUCUCUGGUUUACAUGAGGCUAUAGAACAGCACAGCGAUUCUCUACAGAAGAAUCUCCAAGCCCAAGAAGCUCUAGCACAGGAGAAGCUAUCUGUAAAAGAGCAAAAAGAAAGACAAGAAUGCCAUCAAGUAUUCCGUCUUACAAGCAGCGAUAAAGAUACCACAUACGAAUGGUAUAAAGGUCGUGUGGAAACUCGGGUUGAAGAUACGUGUAUGUGGUUCUUGAAACAUGAUCACUUCCAAAAAUGGCUGGAUCAAGAUUCUGGGCCGUUACUAGUCACAGCAGAUCCAGGAUGUGGAAAGUCAGUGUUGGCAAAAUAUCUGAUUGAUGGUAUACUUCCUCAAUCGGCAACUACAGUCUGUUAUUUCUUCUUUAAGGACCAAGACCAAAACACCCUGCGACAGGCACUCUGCGCACUGCUUCAUCAGCUGUUUUCUGAAAGACCGUCUUUAAUUAAACAUGCUAUUAAAGAAUACCGCAGCAAUGGAAAAGGCUUGAUCAACAACACGGGAUCACUUUGGAAGAUUUUCCACAACGCUAUAAACGAUCUGCGUAAUAGCGAAUCUAUUGUCAUAGUCCUCGAUGCCUUGGAUGAAUGUGCCGAGUCUGAAUUUGAAGACUUGGUAUGGAAUAUUAAGGGACAAUUCAGUAAUAACAGGCUGGGCUACAGUGGGUUGAAGUACCUUUUGACCUGUCGCCCGUAUGAGCAAAUUGUGUGGAACUUUCGCGGCCUAUUGAGCACUUUCCCAUAUAUUCGGAUCCCAGGCGAGGAAGAGUCAGACGCCAUAAGUCGAGAAGUGGAUCUUGUUAUUGCACAUCAGGUGGCCCUCUUGGCAGCAGACAAACAAUUAUCAGCCCAAAUUACAGACGAGUUGCAAACAAGAUUACAACAAGCUAUCAACCGCACUUAUCUUUGGAUAUAUCUUAUAUUUGACUACCUAAAGAAAGAAAAUUUCAAAAAAACACUAAAAGCAAUCAUGUCUAUUAUUACGACUCUCCCCGGGACCAUCAACGAAGCAUAUGAUCAGAUUCUUCGCAAAUCUCAGAAUGUAUUCAUUACUCGCAAAGCAUUGAGUAUUGUCCUGGCUGCAAGUCGGCCACUGACAGUGGCAGAAAUGAAUGUUGCGGUGAAUAUAGAUUUUGAGUCAACUCAUGAUCUCGAUCUGGAAGAUAACAAAGUCUUUGAGACGCGCCUUAGAUCUUGUUGUGGGUUGUUUAUCUCAAUCUAUCGCGGUAGAAUAUAUUUCCUUCAUCAAACCGCCCGAGAAUUCCUGAUAGAUACUGCUUUAUCCACAGCCACUUCAACAACGUUGCUCUGGCAGCAUUCGAUCACUACGCGCAACUCCCAUGCUGUUCUUGCGGAGAUCUGUGUAUUAUUUCUGAAUCUUUUGAACGGUGAUGCCGAUCUCUCCUUGGAUGCGAAAAUGCAUCGUGAUAAUCUUGUUCUUUAUCAUGAGAGCUUUUUGAAAUACUCAGCCGAACUUUGGAACACUCAUUUCCACGAGGCUAACAUCGUGGAUGCUGAUGAUGCUAUUAUCCCUUUUGCAUUGAGGAUCUGCGAGCCGUUUUCAAAGAGUUACUCUAUAUGGUUUGAAACUUACCUGCAGACUAAAGGCACAAAGAAAAAGAAGCCUGGGAUGAUUACCGAUCUGAUGGUUGCGGCAUACCUUGGCCACGCUGUCCUUGUUACACUGCUACUAGCACAAGGCGCUGACAUUGAGGCAAAAGAUGCCACCUAUGGCCGGACGCCACUUCUUUGGGCCUCUUCAAACGGUCAUGAAGCUGUUGUGAAGUUGCUAAUAGAUAAGGGCGCCGACUUUGAAGUGAAGGACAAAGCCGUUAAGAGGACAGCUCUGUUGUGUGCUGUAGCAAACGGUCAUGAAGCUGUUGUGAGGACAUUACUUACAAAUGGCGCUGACACUGAGGCAAGAGAUAAGGACGGUAGUGCGCCACUCUCACAUGCAGCUUAUUUCGGGCAUGAAAGUAUAGUUAAGCUGCUGCUCGAGAAUGGCGCUGAUAUUGAAGCAAAAAAUAAUAUUAAUCAAACGCCGCUUAUAGUGGCAACCUAUUGGGAGAAGGAAGCCAUUGUUAAGCUGCUGCUCGAGAAAGGCGCUGAUAUUGAAGCAAAAAAUGAUAUUAAUCAAACGCCGCUUAUGGUGGCAACCUAUUGGGAGAAGGAAGCCAUUGUUAAGUUGCUGCUUAAGAAAGGCGCUGAUAUUGAAGCAAAAAAUAAUAUUAAUCAAACGCCGCUUAUAGUGGCAAGCUAUUGGGGGAAGGAAGCCAUUGUUAAGCUGCUGCUCGAGAAAGGCGCUGAUAUUGAAGCAAAAAAUAAUAUUAAUCAAACGCCGCUUAUGGUGGCAGCCUCCGAGGGGAGGGAAGCCAUUGUUAAGUUGCUGCUUGAGAAAGGCGCUGAUAUUGAAGCAAAAAAUAAUAUUAAUCAAACGCCGCUUAUGGUGGCAGCCUCCGAGGGGAGGGAAGCCAUUGUUAAGUUGCUGCUUGAGAAAGGCGCUGAUGCUGAAGCGAAAGAUCGUAAUGGCCAGACGUCCUUUUCAAUAGCCAAAGCACGUAGGCAUCACUUCAUCGCUCAGUUGUUACAAAGAUAG